Molecule: messenger RNA, 5607 nt
Organism: Melanotaenia boesemani (Boeseman's rainbowfish)
Lineage: Eukaryota; Metazoa; Chordata; Actinopteri; Atheriniformes; Melanotaeniidae
Gene: ptk2aa
Product: protein tyrosine kinase 2aa
Exons: 35
Coding region: 841-4158 (1105 amino acids)
Biological process (GO): protein phosphorylation; signal complex assembly
Cellular component (GO): focal adhesion; cytoskeleton
Molecular function (GO): ATP binding; protein tyrosine kinase activity
Source: RefSeq, a predicted model, not a curated record
AGUUUUAUUGCUCUGUCCUCCUUUUCCUCACAUUCACCCUGAAACAAUUGCUACAUUUCUCUCCGUCCCUCUGUCUCUGCUUGCUUUGUUUAAACGGCUUAAUCUGUCCACUUUCUGUUUCCAAGAGAAGAAGAUAACUGUUUUUUUUCUUACUGAGUGCAGUAAUUGCCCCUUCUUGUCUGUAACCACUAACAUGAAGUUUCUUUGGAUUGGCACUAUACAAGCUGGAUUUGACUUUAAGCUUUUACUGGAGGAGUAUUUCUCGUACCAACAAAGGGACUCAGCUGAGUGAAAUAACCCAAAUUCUCUCCUGAGCGACAGUUGCUCAAUACCUCCUUGUCAACUCUGUAACUAUGGAGUACAGGCAUGAAGCAGAACUUGGGCAAGAAACAAACUCUACGUUUUCAUCAGAGAGAGGCUGAUGAGGAACACCGCAUAAGUGGGCUGAAAAAGACGAAGAGAGAAGCUUGUGGAUGACAGUAACUUUAUGUCGCUGGGAUGUUUUCUUUUGUCUUGCAGAACUUUGGAUAACAGGAAAAGAAUAAACGAACACGCUUUUGCAAAGCAGAAACUCUGCAGAGGAUGUUUACUUUUUACGUUUUCUUUCCUGAUGUGUUGUUCUGGAGGAUUUUCACUUUCCAAACAGAGUGGGCUUUUUGUGGAUUUUACCACUUUUGAAAUAAUAGUUUGCAAACAGACAUUUUUCUUUGUGCUGUUUGGAAACAGUGCACGUCUUCCUAUCUGUGUGUUUGGAUUAUGUAAGAGUUUCAUUGCUGUUGUGUCUGGAUUUUGGUCUGUUUAUUUAUUUGACUUCUCUACACAAGAAGUUCACUAUUUGUGAUGCGAGGCUGUGAAGCAGCUAGUUGUCUGUCUGUCCUCGCUGCAGACAGACACAGGGUGGGACAGACAUGCCUUUCCAUGGCUACUAGUGGCUGUAGCCCUUUCCCCGUGUGUUGGGACAGAGAAUAUGACAGACACCUAGCAGCGGCAGUGUCAGCAGGGAAAACCAUGGCGACAGCCUACCUGGAACCCAACCUGAAUAAUGCCUUUCUAGAAGGUGCCAAAUCACGGCUGAGUGGAGGUGGAUCGGACCGAACCAUGGCUGGCUCCGUGGACAGGGUUCUGAAAGUCUUCCACCACUUUGAGACAAACACUGAGCACAGCUUUUGGUCGUCCAAUAUCAGAUACGGAGAUGCAACUGAUGUCAGGGGAAUAAUCCAGAAGAUUCUGGACAUCCACAAAGUGCGCUGGACUUUGUGUUUCGGCCUUCGUCUCAGUAGCAGCCAAUCCAGAGACCAAGUGCACUGGCUGCACCCAGAUAUGGGCGUGUCCCAUAUCAGAGAGAAAUAUGAACAAGCGUGGCCAAAUGAAGAGUGGAGAUAUGAGUUAAAGAUCAGGUAUCUACCAAAGGGCUUUGUGCAGCAGUUUACAGAAGACAAACCUACUCUCAACUAUUUCUACCACCAGGUAAAGCAUGACUACAUGACACAAAUUGGGGAUCAGGUUGAACAAGAUGUAGCUCUCAAGCUGGGUUGUCUAGAAAUCAGGAGGUUCUUCAAAGAGAUGAGAGGGAACGCUCUGGACAAGAAGUCCAACUAUGAACUACUGGAGAAAGAUGUUGGUUUAAGGCGUUUUUUCCCAAAAGAAUUGUUGGACUCAGUCAAGGCUAAAACUCUUCGUAAGCUGAUUCAGCAGACAUUCAAGCAAGUAGCCAAUCUCAACGACGAGCAGUGCAUCCUGAAGUUCUUAGAGAUACUUGCACCAAUCCACCGCUAUGACAAAGAGUUCUUCAAGUGUGCCCUUGGUUCCAGUUGGGUGAUCCAGGUAGAGUUGGCCAUCGGGCCAGAAGAAGGCAUCAGUUACCUCACUGACAAGGGCUCUACACCCACACAUCUAGCAAACUUUAACCAAGUCCAGUCCAUCCAGUACUCAGCUAUGGAGGAGAAGGACAGAAAAGGCAUGCUACAGCUGAAUGUAGCUGGUGCUCCCGAGCCUCUCACAGUUACCACAGCAUCUCUCACCAUGGCAGAGAACUUAGCCGACUUGAUUGACGGCUACUGUCGGCUCGUCUCCACGCAAACCCACUCCUUCAUCAUCAGAGUUCAGAAAGAGGGAGAGAGAGCUCUGCCUUCUAUCCCAAAACUUUCUAAUAAUGAGAAAAAGCUAGAAGCAGUCAGAAGUGGAGUACGAGCAAUCUCCGUAUCAGAAGAUCUUAGCGGGGAUGAGACUGAUGACUAUGCAGAGAUAGUUGAUGAAGAGGACACAUACACCAUGCCCUCCAUGAGCUAUGGAGUAGUUGAAGCGCGGGAUUAUGAGAUCCAGAGGGACAGGAUAGAGUUAGGUCGCUGCAUUGGAGAGGGGCAGUUUGGUGAUGUUCACCAAGGAGUCUACAGCAGUCCAGACAAACCAGCCCUUCCUGUCGCCAUUAAAACCUGUAAAAACUGUACUUCAGACAGCGUCAGAGAAAAGUUCCUUCAAGAAGCGUUAACGAUGCGUCAGUUUGACCACCCUCAUAUUGUUAAGCUGAUUGGAGUGAUCACAGAAAAUCCAGUGUGGAUCAUCAUGGAGCUGUGCACUCUUGGAGAGUUACGAUCGUUCCUUCAGACGAGAAAGUACAGUCUUGACUUGGCCACGCUCAUUCAGUUUGCCUAUCAGCUCAGUACAGCACUGGCUUAUCUGGAGAGUAAGCGCUUUGUACACAGGGACAUUGCAGCACGCAAUGUGUUGGUUUCCUCUGUCGACUGUGUGAUGCUCGGAGACUUUGGCCUGUCUCGAUACAUGGAGGAUAGCUCUUACUACAAAGCUUCUAAAGGCAAACUUCCUAUUAAAUGGAUGGCUCCCGAAUCCAUCAAUUUCAGAAGAUUCACCUCUGCCAGUGAUGUGUGGAUGUUUGGUGUGUGCAUGUGGGAGAUCUUGAUGUAUGGCAUCAAGCCCUUCCAGGGCGUGAAGAACAAUGAUGUUAUUGGCAGGAUAGAAAAUGGCGAGCGUUUGGCUAUGCCCCCCCAGUGUCCACCCACCCUCUACAGUUUGAUGACCAAAUGUUGGUCGUACGACCCGAGCAAGAGGCCGCGAUUCACUGAACUCAAAACACAACUCAGUACCAUACUGGAGGAGGAGAAGCUUCAACAAGAAGAGAGACAUCGAAUGGAGAUGAGGAGACAAGUCACUGUUUCCUGGGACUCUGGGGGUUCUGAUGAAGCACCACCAAAACCCAGCAGACCAGGUUACCCCAGUCCUCGCUCCAGUGAUGGCUUCUUCUCCAGCCCUCAGCAUAACCACUUUCCGCAGCCAGCAGCUCAUGGUGGUGUUGGAGGCAGCUACCCUCCCUCUGAUUCCUGGAAUCAGCACAGACCUGAACAUCCUGCACUGUGGAGCCCAAACAUAGAGGAAAGUGGAUGUGUUGGCCAGGCCCUGAUGGAGGAGAGGCUGAUGAUGCAGCAGCAACAGAUGGAGGAUGACCAGCGAUGGCUGGAGCAGGAGGAAAGCCUCAUGAAGGCAGAGUCCAGAAACAGCAGAGGCAGCAUCGACAGAGAGGAUGCCACACUGCAAGUACCGGGUGGAAGUCAACAUAUCUAUCAGCCUGUUGGGAAACCAGAACAUGUAGCCCCCCCUAAGAAGCCACCCCGUCCUGGAGCACCUGGUCACCUCAGCAACCUGGCCAGUCCUCCCCCUUUAGACAGCUACAACGAAGGGGUCAAGCCAUGGAGGUUGCAGCCUCAGGAAAUCAGCCCGCCACCCACCGCCAACCUGGAUCGCUCUAAUGACAAAGUAUAUGAGAACGUGACUGGACUGGUUAAAGCUGUGAUUGAGAUGUCCAACAGAAUCCAGCCAGCUGCACCCGACGAGUACGUCCCCAUGGUCAAGGAGGUAGGUCUGGCUCUGAGAACACUACUGGCAACAGUGGAUGAGACGAUUCCUGUACUGCCUGCCAGCACACACAGAGAGAUUGAAAUGGCCCAGAAGCUGUUAAAUUCAGAUCUGGCAGAGUUAAUAGCAAAGAUGAAACUGGCCCAACAGUACGUCAUGACAAGUUUACAAAAAGACUACAAGAAACAGAUGCUAAUGGCAGCUCACGCCCUGGCAGUUGACGCCAAGAACCUGCUGGACGUCAUCGACCAAUCACGGCUCAAGAUGAUCAACCAGACCCGCCCCUAUUAGUCCAGGAUCCAGUCGUGCUGGAGGGUUCUGUAACAGGACAAGGGAAGAGCGAUGUAGAGAUUGGUGGAAUUUGUGGAUGGACAUUAUGUUUGAUAUCUGCGAUGGAUAAAUGAAAACAAGGAAUGGACAGCAGACAUGACUGAAACAAUCAGCUUCCUCCUUUUCUACCUAAAAAAUAAAACAGACAUUGUUUCAUUGAUCUCUGGAAACAGUCAUGUUUAGGUCAAUGUUGUAUUUACUAUUUAAGUUUCAUCAUUGGUUUAUGCAUAGAAGAGAAACAGUUCUUCCCAUCAUAUUUUUUAUUUUUGAAAAUCACCCAUUGAUCAUUUUAAAGUCUGAACAAACCAGAUUAAAUUAAGUUUUCAGAGGCUCACUUGAAGGACAUAACACAUGCAGGAACUGGAACUGAUGAGCCAACUUGAGGGGAAUAAUGAAGAUUAUUUUACAAUGUUGUUUAAAAAUGUUUUUAUAUCUUUAAUUAUUAUUAUAAUAUUGUUUUUUGCCUUGAAUUGCAGCAUGUCAGUCUUCCUCUUGAACUUUGAGCAAAAAUGAUUGAUUUACAGUACAUAAAUGUUCUAAACAUCAGCUUUUCUCCUAUAGAUCUCUUUAUCUCAGGUGGCAAAACAGCUAAAUUUACAAGAAGAAGCUCUUGUUUUGUAUGGAGAAAAAUAUAAAAACUGCCACAUGCCACUUAAGUUAACUUACAUAGUAAAUAUACAAAGAAGCUCUAUUUUCAACACAUUUAUGUGGCAUGUAUUGCUGGUGAAUAAUGGAGAGGGAGAGUGGAGGACAUAGAGCUGGGAGGUGAAGAAAAGGUGAUUUUAAGUCUCAGUGAAGGUGCUGAUUCUAAUAUGCAGGAAGUCUUUCUGUGCCAGAUGAACUGUAUUUGGUUUAAAUAAGUAUUUUAUCAAAAUGUCCUGACAUUGCUCAACUUGUUUCUACAAAAACUAAAAAAAUAAUUUCUUGCCUGCUGUGUAAAUUGAAGCCAUAUCACAGUUCAUUGUGUCUUUUGUGUUUGUUUUUCUAUUUAAAACCAUGCAGUGCAAGCUUUUAGACUCACCACCUUUGCCAAAUUUCUCCAAUUAGUUUGACUUUUGGGGGAAAGAGAUUGAAUCUACUCAUUUAAACUUUUAUUCACUACUGACUGGACCGACUCAGUGUUAAAAUUAAAUGUAGUUGUAUACUAAAAUUCUCCCUAAAAUAUCCCACUCUGUCAUUGUAUUUUCUUACCCAAUCUUCCUGCCUCACUUCACUGAAGUUAUUUAUGUUUGCUGCUUAUCUUUCUCUUCUUUGGCACCUUAGAAAUCUCCCUCAGUUAUCCCUCCCUCGCCCAAGCUUUGUCUUCCUUUUCUGCCUCUCUGAUGCUCUUGCUGUUCCCUGAGCAGUAAUCUCAGGAAUGAGACACAUGUACAGUUGCUAAACCAAGCAAAUAAAACACUGUUAUAAUUA